Messenger RNA from Aureococcus anophagefferens, 375 nucleotides. RefSeq lists its product as hypothetical. Lineage: Eukaryota; Pelagophyceae; Pelagomonadales; Pelagomonadaceae. The record is from RefSeq and is a predicted model, not a curated record. Gene Ontology annotation, biological process: phosphorelay signal transduction system. The transcript has 2 exons. Bases 1 to 375 code for a protein of 124 amino acids.
AUGACGGCGUCGAACGGCGCGGACGCGCUCGAGAAGCUCACGCGCAACGCCUUCGACAUCUGCCUCAUGGACGUGCAGAUGCCGACCAUGGACGGCCUCGAGUGCACGCGGCGGCUCCGGGCCUGGGAGGCCGGCAAAGCGACCAGUCUCGUCGUCGGCCUCUCCGCGAACGCGGAGCCCCAGGACCGCUUCGCCGCCGAGGAGGCGGGCAUGGACGACUUCCUCGGCAAGCCCAUCCGCCUCGUGACGUUGGAAGAGCUGCUCCUGCGCCACCUCGACCCCGCGCCGCGCGACGAGGACGACGCGGACUCGCCCGGGCGCAAGCGGCCGCGCCUCGCGGACGACGCGCUCAAGCCGUCGCUGCCGGAGGCGUAA